Molecule: messenger RNA, 1869 nt
Organism: Zeugodacus cucurbitae (melon fly)
Lineage: Eukaryota; Metazoa; Arthropoda; Insecta; Diptera; Tephritidae
Product: achaete-scute complex protein T5
Exons: 2
Coding region: 628-1551 (307 amino acids)
Biological process (GO): positive regulation of transcription by RNA polymerase II
Cellular component (GO): RNA polymerase II transcription regulator complex
Molecular function (GO): DNA-binding transcription factor activity, RNA polymerase II-specific; RNA polymerase II transcription regulatory region sequence-specific DNA binding; protein dimerization activity
Source: RefSeq, a predicted model, not a curated record
ACUCAAAUGUUAAGAAAACACUCAACCUAGGCUCGGUUGAAAAAAAAUGCGUUUGUCAGAGAUUGUUAACAACAAACAACAAAAGCAACGCUUAAAUCAGAGAGCUGAGAGUUAAACGAAGUUGAUGAGCUAUAUACUAAGCUGUCUACAAACUGUUCCCACUACGCACAGGUGAGAGCGAAAAUAGGGGAAAUAAGGUAGUUAAUGAAAGAAAACGAAGAGACGCAAUUAAAGUAAAGAGCAGCGCUCAUAAAAAGAGACACUAAGAGCACACAUAUCCGGAGUAUGAUCAACACAUCGGAGUAUAACUAAACUAACAACCCUCAAUGUGAAGGAUCGCUGCUGAGUGCCACAGCCUUUGGAUGCUGUAGCUACUGCAGCUCCCAAUCAACUCGUACACAGUUGUGAUACAGGUAAGAAUCGGGAGAAUUCCUGUGCACUGCCAAUGCAACAAUUGCGGCAGCUAAGGUGCACGAGGCGAAAAGGUACAAAUAGCGCAGCAACGGCAGGAAGGGCAUCAUUCAGCCACAGAGCGUCGCAGUGUCAGGACAACAAGACAACACUCAAGACAAGACACUAAGUUAUAAAAAUCAUUUCAAAUUUCGUUCACUCAUACGAACCACAAAAAUGGCACUUGGCAGCAUCACCACCACCAACAACAGUCAUCACCAUCAGCAUCAUCCCUACCAAAGACCACAAAGCACGUUGUACCAGCAACAGCCGCGUGCCAUCGCACCGGCGCCACACACACCGCCAACCACACCAAAAGUGGUGGACGAGACAUUUAGCGGCACCACACUCGACUCCAACAAUCCCUCCGUGGUGCGUCGCAACGCACGCGAACGCAAUCGCGUCAAACAAGUGAACAACGGUUUCUCACAUCUGCGCCAACACAUACCGCCAGCGAUUAUUGCCGAUCUGAGUAACGGUCGUCGUGGCAUUGGACCCGGUGCGCAUAAGAAACUCUCCAAAGUCGAUACGCUACGCAUGGCUGUGGAGUAUAUACGUCGGCUGCAGUGCGUGAUCGACGAAGUGGAUGGCAAGCGCGCGAGUAGUGCGUGUGCAGCAGCGCCGCAACCACCACAAACACCUACUUGGUCCAACAUGUCGAGCAGUGCACAUAAUUCACCACCACCAACGCCACCGAAGAGUAAUAUGCAUGCAACGGUAUUUGCUGAUAAAAUACAACAACACUACCAAACACUGAGCUAUGCCGAUAACUUGCAACAACAACAACUGCAGCAGCAGCAACAACAAUUCAUUAACCUCAAAUAUCAACAACCGCUAAUGGCGCAACAGUAUUUCCACCAACAGCAUCCAGCUUUGGUAUCACCAGCUGGCUCGGUCAGUUCGAGUGACUCGUACAACAACUCAGAUGCUUCGCUGUACUACACGCACUCACCACCAACCGCCUUGGCGAGUCCAACGCAAUACGCACUGCCUCUGCAAAUGAAAUACGAACAGCAGUACCAAGAGGAGACGGCGGCCUGUAGUUCGGGCGAAGAAGAGGAUCUGCUCGACUACAUCUCGCUGUGGCAGGAUGAAGCGUAAAGUCGGCCAGAGCCUGCAAAUCGAGUUACUUACUUACUAGUCAACUGCCGCAACUGAGAGACACACACAUAUACAACAACAAUUAACCAAUGACUGAAACGAGUAUUACCUCAUUUGAAACUUGUUAGUAUUAUUUAGUAGUAAUUAUUUAUUGAUGCGCGUUUGUACAAAUGAAUGUUUAAGAAUUGUGCCUGUUUGUAGUUCUAAGUUUUGUUAAUUUUAAAUUAAUUUUAGUUUAAGCUUUAGUUUUAGUAAUGGAAGACUAUGAUUUAAAACAAUAAUUUUAAGAUUUAAUUGCAAACCAUUGGAAGACACGAA